UGUUGCCAAGAAUGCAUACAACUCAAAGAAGUAAGUCAUAUGCCUAUAGAAAUGAAGGCCAAUAUGUUGCCAAAGCUGGGAAUGGGGGGAUCUUUUCUUGCUAUGUCUUUGUUAAGACGUUUUUUAGUUACACUAAUCUUGUUUACUAGAAUUAAAAAACAGUAUUCCUAUAGAAAUUAAGGCCUUAUUUUUCCAGUGUAGUGCAACCGCUAGAAAAGAGAGAGCUGUUGUUGGAAAUUGCAAGGAAAUGGAAAUUAAUAAUAAUAUUUCAAAGAGAGAGACUUGUUAAUAAUAAUAUGCCUAAUUUUGACUCUUAUUUUUGCAAGGGGUAGUUGGGAGUGGGGACUGCUUCUAGAAGGAGACAGCAAUGACAGGGAAGACUUGUAUACUGGUCAACGUUCAACGGGCGUCUGCCGCCUUGAAGGUUCUAUCUUUUAUUCUGAAAACUUGUAGAACGAUGGACAUUCGAUUUUGAAUGUUUAUUAUCAUCAUCCUCUUGCUGCUUUUCUUCUCUAGAUUGUCCUGUGCAACUGAUAUCAUCACCUCAUCCACCAACCUUAGUGAUGGCAGAACCUUAAUUUCUAGUGAUGGAAGCUUUGAACUGGGGUUCUUCAGUCCUGGAAGCUCUGCCAAGAACCGUUACUUGGGAAUUUGGUUCAAAAAGGUCUCAGUUCAAACUGUUGUUUGGGUUGCAAACAGAUGCAACCCGAUAAACGAGUUGUCUGGUCUUUUGAUGAUAGAUAGCACAGGCAAUUUGGUACUCCUCAGUCAAAACAGGAGUGUCGUAUGGGCAUCAAACUCAAAGAAAGAAGCUCAAAACCCGGUAGUUCAGCUCUUGGAUUCUGGAAAUCUUGUUCUAUGGGAUAGAAUUGCUGGUAAAUUAGAAAGUAUUUUAUGGCAAAGCUUUGACUAUCCUACUGAUACUUUAUUGGCAGGGAUGAAAUUUGGAGGGGACACAACGACUGGUCUUAAUCGACAACUAUCAGCAUCGAAGUCCCAAGAUGAUCCAUGCCCUGGAGACUUAACUUAUGGGAUAGAAACAUAUAAUUAUCCGGAUUUUGUUAUAUGGAAAGGCUCCAAAAAGUAUUUCAGGUUAGGACCCUGGAAUGGCAAUGGAUUCAGUGGUACAUCAAACACAAAUCCCAAUCCGUAUAUAACGUCCAACAUCACCUCAAAUGAAGAGGAGACUUCCUCCACAUAUUACAUCAGUAAAAAAUCAUUAAUCACAAGGGUUGUUUUAAACCAAACAUCCAGUAGGAUGGAGCGCUCCAUAUGGAAUGAACAAGCUCAGAAUUGGAUAUUAUUCAAUCAUUUUCCAAGGGAUGACUGUGACAACUAUGGGACUUGUGGAGUAUAUGGAACCUGUGCCAGUACAACGCUACCACCUUGUCAAUGUUUGAAAGGUUUCAAGUUUAAAUCACAAGAAGGGAACUCAGUGGACUGGUAUAAGGGGUGUGUGCGCAAUAACCCAUUAGACUGCCAAAAAGGAGAUGGAUUUAUCAAACUUAGAAGGUUAAAACUACCAGAUACUGAACAUUCUCAGGUGAAUGAAAGCAUGGAUCUCAAUCAGUGCAGGGCUAAAUGCUUAGAGAAUUGUUCUUGUAUGGCCUAUACAACCUUGGAUAUUAAA
Messenger RNA from Rubroshorea leprosula, 1630 nucleotides. NCBI's taxonomy places the organism in Eukaryota, Viridiplantae, Streptophyta, Magnoliopsida, Malvales, Dipterocarpaceae. The record is from the annotation of a GenBank genome assembly.